AUGGCAAACAACAACAACCCUUUCAACCUGCGUUACAUUCUGGAAAACAACAAGUUAUCCGGGACCAACUUUCUUGACUCGGAGAUGAACCUCCGAAUCGUUCUUAACUGUGAGAGGAAACUCUACAUCCUCGAAAUGGAUCCUCCCAAGACCCCUGAUGCUAAUGCUCGUGCGUCCGAACUCACUUCCUUCAAGAAGUAUGAGGACGACGCGCGAAAUGUAAAGUGUAUCAUUAUGGCCAGUAUGACCGCGGAGCUCCAAAGGCUCCACGCGGACAUGGAAGUGCAUCCUAUGAUACAACGCUUAAGAGACCUUUACCAGGGUCAGCCCCAAAACUCAGAACUUGCAUGAAUGCAGACAAUUGAUGGACGGAAAUAUACAACUAAAAGUCGGCAAUGGCGCACUCGUCUAUGCAUUGGCCGUCGGAACCUAUAGUUUAUCUCUACCUAGUGGUCUUGUAUUGCAGUUAAAUAAUUGUCUGUUUGUACCCAGUAUGAGCAGAAACAUAAUUUCUGUAUCCUGCCUUGACAAAGCAGGAUUUUCGUUCGUUGUAAAAGACAAAACUCUUUCUGUCUUUAGAAAUGAAAUAUUUUAUGCAACUGCGAAAAUGACCAACGGUCUCUAUGUCCUCGACAUGGAUACCGCAGUAUAUAACGUAGAUGUUAAGAGAAACAAACCUAACAGUUUGAAUCUCGCGUACCUUUGGCAUUGUCGUUUGGGCCACAUUAACGAGAAACGCAUAUCUAAGUUACAUCGUUCUGGUGUACUUGAUUCAUUUGACUUCCAGUCAUAUGAUGUAUGUAAAUCUUGUUUACUUGGUAAAAUGACAAAGGCUCCAUUCACCGGUCACGGUGAAAGGGCGAGUGACUUAUUGGGCCUCAUACACUCCGAU
This is a messenger RNA of Cuscuta campestris, 892 nucleotides long. The record is from the annotation of a GenBank genome assembly. NCBI's taxonomy places the organism in Eukaryota, Viridiplantae, Streptophyta, Magnoliopsida, Solanales, Convolvulaceae.